Messenger RNA from Nothoprocta perdicaria, 5402 nucleotides. RefSeq names its product coiled-coil serine rich protein 2 (gene CCSER2). Gene Ontology annotation, molecular function: microtubule binding. Gene Ontology annotation, biological process: microtubule bundle formation. Lineage: Eukaryota; Metazoa; Chordata; Aves; Tinamiformes; Tinamidae. The record is from RefSeq and is a predicted model, not a curated record. The transcript is spliced from 10 exons. Gene Ontology annotation, cellular component: microtubule cytoskeleton. Bases 104 to 3286 code for a protein of 1060 amino acids.
AAGAGUGAAUGGGAACUUGGCGCUUUAGCAGAGCGCUAGGGGCCAGGCCAGGCAACGAGCUAAGAUUCAAGCACCCUGUAAGGACCAAUGAACCCAAUAGCUCAUGGAAGAAAAAAAUCAAAUCAGGACAUCCUUGGUUUCCAGGCUACCAAAAUAUGGAACAAAAAAUUUAGGAAGUGUCUUGCAACCUAUGCCAAAUGGGACAGUUGUUAAUUUAUCAGGAAAUAAUGGUGACAAAAAUCUCAGCAAGCACAAUGGCACUGUGCGCAUGUCUUCCUUUUCUUUCAACUGGAGAAAAUCAAAUAAAUAUCAGCUUUGUGAUCAAAAUGGACGAGAGUCCAACUCUAACCAUAACUAUAAUGAAAAACUAAUCAAUUCUGAGAAGUAUCCCCAGUCACAGGGAGCGUUGGGUAAGGAUGUGCUCGGGGUGGGUUUGAACAGCACUGCUUCAGUUGCCUCAAAAACAGCGAAGCAAACCAGUAUGUUCGUCUCUUCUACUGAGGAAUUUAACCCAAAGUCUUUGCCUGGACUCUCUAGUUCAGCAAAAUUUGCCAAAGGUACUCUGUCGGGCAGGACCUCAUAUUCUGGACUCAGUGCUCCAAAAUCGCAUUUAAAUGGAUUUUAUGGAAACAGGCCAAUGGUAGGUUUGCAGAGACCUAGAGCUAAUUCCAGUGCCACAAGGACCAGUUCAGGAGAAAGCUUGGCACAAACUACAGACAAUAAUAAGACUUUUUCCUGUGAAAAAAUGGUAAGAUCACAAAGUUUCUCACAUUCCAUUCCAAACUCUUUUCUUCCCACUGCAUCUCUAACCAGGUCACAUUCCUUUAAUAAAGCUGUGGAUCUUACAAAGCCUUAUCAAAGUCAAAAUCUAGCUGUUAGGACAUCUCAGAGGUCAACUCUCUUGUCAAGAAGCACGCGGCAGUUGGAUGUACCCAAUGGAAAUGAGCCCACAAAGUAUGGGUUUACCAGAUCCUAUGCUAGUAUAUCAGCUCCUUGUUCAAAGAAGCCCUCGCUCUCAAAUGGAUCUGGGUCUGCAACUUCUUUUGGAUACAGAUUAAGUCGACCUUCUUUGCUGAAGCCCACCAGACAGCGAUUUCCUGGCAGUAUUGUUGUGGAAGACAACAGAAGUACAACUCGUGACACACGCGUGAUCAACUCUGAAAUUUCAACAAAUAUCAAUAGAGCAAAUGAGAAAAACAGCAUUAUGGAGAGUGAUACUCAAAGAAUAGAAGCUGGUGAGGGUCUCCAUGAGAGCAUAGGAAAACAUGGGUCAAAAGUCAUGUGUAUGAGUGAUGAUGGAGAUGAAAUAUCUAUAUCUUCCUUGUCAUCCUCUGAAAAAAAUGACUUGAGUGAGGAUUUCAGUGAUGACUUUAUAGAUUUAGAAGACCCAAAUAGAACAAUACAAAUACAACAGCAGGAGGGCAGCGUUCAAGACUUGGACCAUGGAAACAUAGCGCCGGUAGAGCCGUUCACAUCUCUCAAGGAAAGUGGAGGAUCUCACUGUAACCCUGAUGACUGGCUUGAUAUACACGUGUCUGCGGAUGACAACAGUGAAAGCACAAAGCAUACUACUGAGAACAUGAUUUCUCCAGACAUGAAUUAUAGAGCUGGCUCCUCUUUUGAGCUUUCUCCUUCUGAUAGUUCUGAUGGCACCUACAUGUGGGAUGAAGAAGGGCUCGAACCUAUUGGAAGUGUCCAUCCGUGUGGAAGCUAUGAGUCUUCAGAAAUGAACAGCAUUGAUAUCUUAAAUAAUCUUGAUUCAUGUGAUCUUGAUGAUGAUGAUCUCAUGCUUGAUGUGGACCUACCUGAGGACCCGCCUCAUGACAAAGAGGAAUGUGAAAAUAUGAGCCGUUAUGACAGGCAGGACAGAAAUGCUCGGCAGCAUGGGGAAGGAUUCUGGAAAAGAGCAUCACAACAGCGAUGGAAUACGCAGGAUCACUAUCAUCUUGGCAACACUGAUCACUAUAUCCGUAGUAAAAAUGAUCUGAACAGGGGAUCAAACUACCUGGAGUCUCCCACUGGCCACUUUGAAAGUUAUGGAGCACCCAGCCUUUACCAGGCUCCGCGGCAGCUGGUGGGCUUGCCCGAGAACGCCGUGAUGCUCGACGAAAUGACACUGCGGCACAUGGUGCAAGACUGCACGGCUGUAAAGACGCAGCUGCUGAAGCUGAAGCGGGUGCUGCACCAGGAUGAUGAAAAUGUGUCGCUCCAGGACCUUGUGCUCUCGAUGCCAUCAAGUCCAGAACCACAAGAAGCUGAAUCUCGUUUUAAGACAGAAGAUCUGCUAAAUGAGAUCAAGCAGCUUAAAGAUGAACUGAAGAAAAAGGAUGAAACAAUCAGUCGGUUAGAGCAUCAACUUGCCACUAAGUGCAACUGCCAGAAGGAGAACGACAAACUUUCAGGGGCGACGUGUUUGCAUGCUGACAAAUUUACUCAGACCUCCUGGAAGAGAAGUUCUCCUCAAGUACUACAGCCUUCCAGCAGCCUUCCCAGUUCCACAGACCUCGCCCAGGGAAAACUAAUAAAAAUGCCACCUACCGAGGCCCACAGUGAAGAUCCCAAACAUCAUGGUCUGCAUGAAAAUGGCAAUCGUAAGAAUCGCAGUGCUGCAAACGCAUCUCCCUCAACUAGUCUGAAUGAACUAAACAUGCCAGUGAGUACACAGCUAAGCAUAAAGGACGGGGCUGCACCGCACUUGGGAAAUGGUAAAAGCGGAAAUGCUGCAGGCCCUGCGGAGCUGCCUGGUCCUGGGGAAGGCUCCUGCUUCCAGCCUGGCUCCUGCUUGGUGCCAUCCACACGAGCUGAUGCUGGAGAGGUGCAGGCUGAGGUAGCUGUGAAAGGUCGGCCCCCAUCCAGCAACCAGACUCCUCGGCCAAAGACUCUAGGAAUUGCAAAGCCCCCAACUGCUUUAGUGCCUCCGACAGUGGCCGUGCUCGCACGAUCUGCAAACCCUUCUGCUGCUUCCAAGGAGCCUGAGCUUCUGCCACCAAGUAGUCCGACCCGGCCAGAGCCAGCAUCUGGUCUAACUAACCUAAAGGGUAAACAGAGCCAGAAAGUAUCUAAACUUCGCCCCCCCACUACGUCCUUUGUUAAAUCUAAGCAAACGAGCAGUCAGAAACCCGCACUGGUACCUCCCGAGCCUCAAAACCCCUGUUCAAAGACGAGCAUCCCAAAGGCAGCGGUGCAAAGAAAGGAAAACGUGCAAAUGCCGAGCAGCGGUUUGCCGUGCGGGGACAGCGCGUCCUCCGCUCGCCAUUCCCGCCUCCCCAAACCAAAGACCCACUGAGCGGGCGCGCGCGCCUCGCGCCGCAGGAUGCCGGAGCUGGCCCGGCCUCGCUGCCCUGCAGGGAGUGCCCUUGCCGAGGCCGCUCUGCCUGCGUCGUGCCGAGCCCGGUGGACAUUAAAGCCGCGUCCCUCGUGUUGGCGUGUCGCGUUCUCCUGCGCUGUGAGCUUCUCGUUGGCGGCCGCCCGUGCGUGUUGGGGUACGCGGUAGCUCUGCGCUCGCGGCUCUGCUGCCCGCUGCGGCUCUCAGUGAAGCAGAAACUCCAGUCCGUGGCGACCGCAGCGCUGGGACGCUGCACUAGGUGUUUCAGGACGGCAGGAAUCUGUUGUUUUGCGUCAUUAGACAAUGAAAUUGCAAUUCAGUCUAACUUUUUGGUUCUGACUGCUACUUAGGUUAGAGUGGUGGAAAAUUAAGAGUUAGUAGCAGAUGUUUUUAUUGGCCAUAAUUUUCACUCUGUGUUCCAGAGGCCUAUGCAAAAUCCUUCUAUUUAUCAAUAUCUAAAGACUGACAUAUUUAAUGUUAUUUAAUCUGAUGGGUUAGGAAGGUUUUUUGUUUGUAUUGCUGUAAUUAUGAAGUUGGUUUUUUUUUCUUUAUUUAUCCGGUUUUCGCGGUUCACAGACGGUAAGCAGAUUUCACGGGGUGAAACAGGUCUCAUAGACAUCAUGAAUUUGUUGUGACGUUGUGGUGUGCUUUUACUGUGUUGAAUAGCCACGUCAUUGGGUAAACUGUUGAGACGCAGUGCUAAGGAAACUUGUGCAAAACCUGCCAAAGCAGGCUCUUGGGAUUGGUAAGCAAAGAGCCUCUGGGAAUAGGGGGUCCAUAACACCUAUGUAGAGGUUGCACAACAUGCAUUUUAAUUAAUAUUUUUAUCUUUUAGCGUGCUACUUGUAUUUAUUGAUUUAUUCUUGAAAGACUCUCAAGUACCUGACUUGAAAUGUUUGCACAAAGUCCUGCCAUAUAUGUAAAAUUGUGGAACUAUUUUAUGUAACAAAACUUAGUUUAAGAAAGCCUCUACUAAAAAAAGAAAAAAAAAAAAACCCCACACCUGUUUGCUUUGAGCAAUCCUGUUAUGAGCUGGUACUCUAAGAGUUUUUCAGAGAUGUGUAUUUUGUUUGGGGUUGUUUCCCUUUUUUUUUAAUUUUUUUUUGUUUUUGUUUUUGUUAUUUCUAAAGUGGUGCAUGAUAACUGGGAAGGAGCUUUUGGGGGAAAUAAACAAAAAAAAACACCGUUUUUGCUCUCUAGGAAAACUUUUUUUUUUUAUUUUUUCUUCCUGCAAGUGUCUGGAAAUACUUGCCCACCCUGGUGCACCCGUGGGCCCGUGACACACGUGCUGUGGGUUGGCUCUGUGGUGUCCCGUGAAGCGUGCUCGAGCCUUGGCCUUCUGUCCCAUCUCCCCCUCUUCCCCAUCAUUGUCUCUUGGAUUUGACUUUUUUCUCCACUCCUUAAAUUGGUUUUAAAAUCAUUAGCAUAACUAUAUAUGAUAGUUUGUCCUAGGCUUUGGCUAUGUGUUGUUGACAUGAUUCUUUUCUUUGAGUGAAUAGGUGUAGACAUUCCAUAAAUAUGCUCAAUAAUCAACUUUUGGACUGUAAGGACUUUAAGCAGGGAUAGAUAACCUCGUUGGAGGAGAGAAGGAAAAGAAAAGAUAGGAGUUGUAUUUCUCAGUGCGUAAUUGAUGUCCAAGGAAAUUUCAGCUUUCUCACUGGUUUUCACCUAAGGUCAGGGAGCAAAGAGGUGUGAGGGGGACGGAUAACGGGUGCUUCAGAACUGGCUCUGCUUCUGGGAGCUGCAGGACCUCUGGGAUUGGGAAGGGAGGGAAAGAGGGACUAAAGCAAGAAAUGACAAGGGCAGCGUUAGUUGUUGCAGUUACUAAAAGAUCAAAAUCAAUAUGAGGUGAGAUGACUGUUGGAAUUAUUCUCUAGGAAAAUGUCUUUCCUUGGAAAGCGUUGAAAUGGAUGGCCUAUGUCCAGAAUCAGAGUAGACUUCUACUUUCGGUAAGAAAAUAAAACUGGCUUUUUAUAUUCCCCCAAAUUAGCUCCUGGCAGCUGACUGUAUUUCUCAAAAGUGUAAAAACUGCUGAGGGAAUGAUAGGAUUCCUGGCUCAUUUUCAGGUCCAUAUAUA